UAAAUCACAGCCCAGGGAAACCUCCUCCAAGCCUUCAUCCAGCCACGGGCCAGCAUGUCUGGGGGCAGAUACGUAGACUCCGAGGUAGGCUCUGGCGGGGCGCCGGGCCCUGUGCGCGCGUGGAGUGCCUGCUUCUGCUAUCUCCCACUCCAAAUACUCCGACUGCUUUCCCUGCCCCAGCCCUCUCUCCACUUCGGGGCACUCCUCUCGCUUGGCACCUCUGAGGAAUGGGCCUGGGCGGGGAGGUAAAGAGAAGCCAGGAAUGUUUUAUGUUUUCCUAAUGGGGAAGGGGCCAAGGAAGCCCCUGAGCGAGAAUACGGAAAAAGGGGUCGGGGUCCUGAGGUUGGGUCGGCCGGAUUGAGGACACGUUUUCUGGACAGGUUAGGGUGCUCUCUUGUCGCGGGACCCCCAGGUCCGGCCCCUGUCUACUGGGAGGUGGGGAGCUGGGGCGCAGGGUGGGGGGUCAUUUACCCGCAGUCCUGGGGACAGUCCGCGCCGAGUCCCGGCCAGGCGUCUGGACCCGCUGGCCCGGCUGGUGGCGCGCGCUGUGUUUGCACUUUCCAAAGUUCUUGAGCGGUCUCAAGAACUCUUCCUGCAUCUCGGCGUCUGGCAGCGGUGUUCCCCUCAUCCAACUGCCACCACCACUUCCAACCACCUCUCCGCGCUCGAGCCCCGCCAGGGUGUGGAGACCACGUCUUCCCACACGCAGCCGCCCUUCUGCCACCGCCGGCAGCCUGGGAGUGACCCGAGGGUGGGUCGGGGGAGUUGUGCAGGGACAUCUCUACACCGUUCCCAUCCGGGAACAGGGCAACAUCUACAAGCCCAACAACAAGGCCAUGGCAGACGAGGUGAGCGAGAAGCAGCAAGUCUACGACGCGCACACCAAGGAGAUCGACCUGGUCAACCGCGACCCCAAGCAUCUCAACGACGACGUGGUCAAGAUUGACUUUGAAGAUGUGAUUGCGGAACCAGAAGGGACACACAGUUUUGACGGCAUUUGGAAGGCCAGCUUCACCACCUUCACUGUGACGAAAUACUGGUUUUACCGCUUGCUGUCUGCGCUCUUUGGCAUCCCGAUGGCACUCAUCUGGGGCAUUUACUUCGCCAUUCUCUCCUUCCUGCACAUCUGGGCAGUUGUACCGUGCAUUAAGAGCUUCCUGAUUGAGAUUCAGUGCAUCAGCCGCGUCUAUUCCAUCUACGUGCACACCUUCUGCGACCCGCUCUUUGAAGCUAUCGGCAAAGUAUUCAGCAAUAUCCGCAUCAACAUGCAGAAAGAAAUAUAAGUGACAUUUGAAGGAGAGAAGUAUACCUGAUUCUUUUUUUUAUUCUUUUAAUUUUCUUGGUGCCGAUUUCAAGUUUCAAGUUGCUGGUACAGCAACAAUUUAUGAAUGAAUUAUCUUGGUUGGGAACAAAGAAAUCACUUUCUCAGUUUUCAGAGUUAUUAUUUGUCUCUUGAGCUAUUUCAUCUGUGUUUUUGGCAGUCUGAAUUUUUAAACCCAUUUAAAUUUUUUUCUUACCUUUUUAUUUGCGUGCGGAUCAAUCAUCGUUUUAUCGGCUCAGAUAUGACCAUAUUAUCGAAAGAUAAUUUGAGAGAAAUAUGAAGAACUGAAGAGGAAAAAAAUAAGAACCAACAGCCUCAACUGCCUCCUCUAAAAUGUUGGUCACUCCGUGGUAAGGGAAGAAUUCCAGGCUAUGGCCAUUGAGAGCACGCGUAUGCGGGCAGAUUGUAAGCAAACUCCUGUCCCACCAUCUGAGGAGUUAGUGGAUCACUGCCAUUCAUUUUAAUAAUCCAGUGGGAUCGAGUGAUCCUUACAAGUUAGAAAACAUAAUCUUCUGCAGUUUCAUGAUCUGGCUAUUGCCUUAUUCUUUUUGAAAUUUCAACCUAUGAUACUUUCUGUGCUUGAAUAGUUGUCAUACAGAUAAUGAGACUUAAGUGCCUUCCUGUUUUUCACAUUUUCCUUUUCAAGUCGGGCCUAACUCAUCCACUUUCCUUAGGUCAGCAGCCUCCCUGAAGACCCAAAUCAGAAAAUCCACGACCUGCUUUUCCAUACUUGUUUCUGACUCUGAGUUAGAGUCUGGGGACUCUCAUGUCUGCACCUGAUCAUGCCGCAUCUUUAUCCAUAGCGAGUAUGGUUGACAUUAGCCCGAUAAAAUGAGUUAACAUCGACGAAUGGGCUGAGCCCUCUCUGGGCUGGCAGGAGUGGAAGCCAACUCUCCCUGCCUCUCAUCAGCUCAAUGAGGUCAGCAUGCCUAUUCAGCUUCGUUUAUUUUCAAGAAUAAUCACGCUUUCCUGAAUCCAAACUAAUCCAUCACCAGUGUGGUUUAAUGGCUCAACAUUGUGUUCCCUUUUCAGCUGAUCAGCGGGCCUCUGGGAAAUGGCUGUCAAAAUGGAGGCCAUUGUGUGAGACUGUCAGAGUUGCUGCAAACAUGACCCUUCUGAGCAAAGCACUCACAACUGUCCGUUAUGCUGUGACACGAGGCCCCUCCCCCGGCCAGGAGCUUUGGACCUAAUCCAAGCAUCACUUUGCUCAGAAAGAAGUUGGGGGAGGAGGCAGUCAUAAAAGAGUGAAGUAAUUUGCUGGAAUAAGUUCAAAUUCUUCUGAACUCAAACUGAGGAAUUUCACCUGUAAACCUGAGUCAUACAGAAAGCUGCCUGGUACAUCCAAAAGCUUUUUAUUCUUUCUGCUCAUAUUGUGAUUCUGCCAUGGGCGUUAAACCUUCAGUUAUGCUUUUAUUUUUAUUUCCCUACGCUUAUUGGAACUCUGCUUGACUUUUGCCUCUUUUAGUUUUCCUGACAUUCUAAUUACCAACCUGUUACCUACUUUGAUAUUCUGCAUUUAAAACAGACACUGGCAUGGACAUAGUUUUUCUUUUAAACUGUGUACAUAACUAAAAUGUGCUAUACUGCAUACUUCUUAAGUGUAAAGAUAUUUUAUCUUUAUAUGAGGAAACUCACUUGGGAAAUGGCUUUGUAAUUCAAUCCGUAAAACUGUGUGUUCCAAGACAUGUCUGUUCUACAUAGAUGCUUAGUCCCUCAUGCAAACCAAUUACUGGUCCAAAAGAUUGCUGAAAUUUUAUAUGCCGGCUGAUAUAUUUUACACUUUUUUUAUGCUGCAUGUCUUCUAAAGGUUACAAAUCUGCACAAUAAAAAUCUUUAACAGUUAA
Molecule: messenger RNA, 3165 nt
Organism: Propithecus coquereli (Coquerel's sifaka)
Lineage: Eukaryota; Metazoa; Chordata; Mammalia; Primates; Indriidae
Gene: CAV1
Product: caveolin 1, caveolae protein, 22kDa
Exons: 3
Coding region: 837-1283 (148 amino acids)
Biological process (GO): negative regulation of protein tyrosine kinase activity; caveola assembly; negative regulation of endothelial cell proliferation
Cellular component (GO): caveola; cytoplasmic vesicle; Golgi apparatus
Molecular function (GO): protein kinase binding; transmembrane transporter binding; molecular adaptor activity
Source: RefSeq, a predicted model, not a curated record